This is a messenger RNA of Drosophila mojavensis, 1690 nucleotides long. RefSeq lists its product as uncharacterized. The record is from RefSeq and is a predicted model, not a curated record. The coding region runs from base 623 to 1690 and encodes 355 amino acids. NCBI's taxonomy places the organism in Eukaryota, Metazoa, Arthropoda, Insecta, Diptera, Drosophilidae. The transcript has 2 exons.
CGCUUACAAAAUGAAAUCAAUUUAUCGAUUAUUCUCGAUAAUCGGGUGAGUUAUUGGAUAAAUAUGAUAGGCUCGUACUGCGAAUGCACUAUAGGAAAAAAACCCGAAAUUUUGGCAUAAAUACAAUUUUUUUUUUUAUCAAUUUUUAACCUUUUUUUUUAUUUUCCAAUAAUAAAUAUCUUAACUAAUAUAAAAUGAAUUUUUUAAAAAUUUUAUGGACUGCCCCUACUAUAUAACGCGGGGCUGCAAGUCAGCUGACCCAGAGUUGCUUUGUAUGCAAAAAAAGGGCGGGAAAAAUUGUGCAACUUUGAAGUUUAGUACUGCGGUAAAUAAAAAUAAAAUUUAUAACUUUAAAAAUGGAAAACAUUACUGAUGCUAAAAAAUAACAAAAUAGUUCGUGUUUCGUGGAACAUAACUUACAAAUAGAGGAGACUAGUGAUGAAGUUUAAUUGCAAACGUGUUGUCUGAAACUUCUAUUAUUAGAGACUUUUAACCGUUUUUGCUCCUUUUUGCUCCAUUUCGAAAAAAUAACGUUUUUAUAGCUAAGUAUGAGUUUACGCGCUCAGAGCUUCUAGACGUAUGGGCAAGCAACAAUCGCCAAGCAGACGCGGUGAAAUUGUUUAUGAUUGAAAAAAUUAAUAAUAAUGUGGAUGAAAAUGUAGAAAACAGUAUUUCUACCCAAGUAGCCCAGUUUAUUGCUUUUGUUAAAAGAUAUUUGCCCAGAUGGAACCGUAAUCUGCAUAGAUUCAAAGCAACACAUUCACGGUGGGUCGAGGGCAAAAUAUUUAUCAACUUAAAAGAAGUUAAGUCCUCGCAAGAUAAAGCUGGCCGUAAAGAACUUACUUAUGAAGAAGCAGGCAGUCGGCUGAAGAGAAAAUUAGCUUCUGAUCUUGCAAGUCAAGAAGAACACACAACCCAACUGUUUAUACAUGCUGCAUCGGUUUCAGCAAAAAAAUGCAAAGAAAAUGAUAUGGCAUUCGUUCUACGAAAAACAAUGCACAGUGAGAAUGCGAGUGAGAUAAGAAAGAAAAUAGAAGGAAAUUUACCAACUUCUAUAGAACCAUCUGAAGCAUUGGCUUUUCUUAUUGAAAACGGGUUAACAAAAGAGCAGUAUGGUAACAUUAAGUUGAUCUGUAAACAACACGGAUGUGAUAUUUUCCCAUCUUAUUUGGAAGUAGUGAAAGCUAAGUUGAAAUGCAGGCCAAAUGGAAUAUCAAUUUGUGAAAAAAAAGCGGAAGUGCCUUUGCAGAGCUUACUAAAUCAUACAGCAGAUCGGAUUCUAAAGCUGCAAGAGGAUGUUUUAGAAGUAGUUCCAAAUGCAACGCACUAUAAAUUAAUAGUGAGCUACGGUUUCGAUGGAUCAACUGGGCAAAGCAGUUAUAAGCAAUAUUUUCAGAGUGAUGAGUACAAUACAAUGGAUCAUUCCCUUUUUGUUUCCACAAUAAUUCCCCUAAGAUUGACGGAUGAACAUAACCGAAUAAUUUGGCUCAAUAGAACACCGCAGUCAAUUAGAUUUUGUCGACCUUUGAAAAUCGAAUUUGUUAAGGAAACCACAGCCGUUAUAUUGAAUGAAAAAAAAUAUUGGGAGGAGCAAAUAAGAGGUCUUAGUGAGCAUAAAUAUAUAUAUAAUAACAACGCAAUAUAUAUCCAGUAUGAUAUGCAUCUGCCCUUAUUGACGGAAAGGUUUUGA